UCCCGAAGCGGCGGGUGCAGGGGAUGCUGCGACUCGUGGGGCACCGCGCCUCCCUAGGCCUGGCCGCCGCGGCCCGCGCCCCCGCCGCUCCGCGCGCCCCGGGCCCGCGCCUCCGCCUCCGCGCCGCCACCAUGGAGCGCCCCGCCGCGGGAGAAAUAGAUUCCAAUAAGCGUGAACAUAUAUCAAGAGAAGAAGAAGGGGCAGGGGAACUGGAAUUCAGCCCUGUGGGUUCUCUGGCAGACAUGCCGUUUGCUGUUGUAGAUAUUCAAGAUGACUGUGGAAUCCCUGAUGCACCUCAAGGAAAUCCAAAGAGAAGCAAAGAAAGUAGAGGCGACAGGAACGAUCACGUGAAGAAGAGGAAAAAGGCCAAAAAAGAUUAUCAGCCCAACUAUUUCCUGUCCAUUCCAAUCACCAACAAAAAGAUUACAGCUGGAAUCAAAGUCUUGCAAAAUUCGAUACUACAACAGGAUAAGCAACUGAGCAAAGCCAUGGUCGGCGACGGCUCCUUUCAUAUUACCUUGCUAGUGAUGCAGUUAUUAAAUGAAGAUGACGUAAGCACCGGUACCGAUGCGCUUUUGGAACUGAAGCCAUUCGUUGAGGAGAUCCUUGAAGGGAAACACUUGACUUUGCCCUUCCAAGGGAUUGGCACUUUCCAGGGUCAGGUUGGCUUCGUGAAGCUGGCAGACGGAGACCAUGUCGGCACGCUCUUGGAGAUAGCAGAGACCGCGAAAAGAACAUUUCAGGAACGAGGCAUCCUGGCUGGAGAAAACAGAACUUUCAAGCCUCACCUGACCUUUAUGAAGCUGUCCAAAGCGCCAAUGCUCAGGAAGAAGGGAGUGAGAAAAAUAGAGCCUGGAUUGUAUGAAGAAUUUAUCGAUCACAGAUUUGGAGAGGAAAUUCUGUACCAGAUAGAUCUCUGCUCCAUGCUGAAGAAGAAACAGAGCAAUGGCUAUUACCACUGCGAGUCUUCCAUCGUGAUCGGCAAGAAACCAGUUGGAACCCAAGACUUAAUUGACGAAGCUUUGCACCGAGAAAGGAUGGAGCUGAAAUCCAAAGUGAAACAGAUCAAAGAACUUUUGUUAAAGCCAGAGACUCAGGCCAAGAUUAGAAAGGAGCUUUUUGAAGGAAGAGUUUUUAAUAAUGGUAAUCCAACAAGAGAUGCUGAUUUCGGCCUGAUUUUGCCAUAGCUCCCCACUGCGGUUAUGCGUGGCAAAAUGCUUAUGAACUCUCAGCCCACUAAAUAGCUCUUUGGCGAGUAACCAGAGUGUGCUUACGGUUUCUACAAAGCCCACAAACCAACAUUUGGUAAGGAGUUAACAACUUCUUGCCAAAGAAAACAUAUUUUUGCCUUACCAUGGUCAUCAUCAUCCUCAUCACCACCACCACCACCACCAUCAUCAUCAUCAUUGUCAUCACCAUAAAGUUGAGUUUUAGCAUGUUCAUUUUGGUAUCUUUGACUCAUUUUAUAGAAAUAACUUCUUAAUUAGCUGUUGUAAGAUAUUCCAUGGGUCCUUGCAGAUAAUAUUGCAUACACACACACACACUAUGAAAAACACUUAUGAAAAAUCCUUUAUAGACAAAAAAAUUAAAACUGACAACAGUAUUCUAAGGGUCUGUCACCUGCCUCCUGUUGAUGUGGCUUGUUACUUCAGAGGAAGCAUUGUCCGGGCUCAUCCAGUCCCACAGUCCUGUUGCUGAGAGUUUGAAUGCUUAUCGAUAUCAGUACUUGAACGAACAUUAGUAAGCGUAAUCAUUGUAGUCAUGGGUUAGGAAUGUUUCUGUUUUGUUUUCAUUUUUUAUUAGACAUGUUCUUUAUUUACAUUUCAAAAGAAUGUUUUUUUAUAAUAUCCAUAUUAUUUUUCACUGAUGCAAGUACAGUUUUAAUUAUUUUUUUUUUUAUUUCUUAGUGAAGAACGUUCAGGGUUAUUUCCUACUCUCUGAAGAGAAGCCCAAGGCUGUGUUCUUCAGGAUCUGAGUAGUUUGCACUGGGUCAUUUGUAAAUGAGCAUUUCGAGGUGUUUAUUUGUAACAGCUCUUUGGUAGUUACUUUAAAAUUGCUGCUACUAAUAGAUGACGGGGAAGGCAGUGAUUAGAGAUUAAAUAUGUAAUCAUCUCAUACGCAGGCCAGUGUGCUCGUGGAUUUUGGCUAUUUUUUCACUGGGUAAACGGUACUACAUUAAUUCACGAUGUAUUCCUUUCUGUGUUCCUACAUUUUCAUGCCCCGUAAUAAAGGUUCUCUUCCCCUGCU
Molecule: messenger RNA, 2247 nt
Organism: Apodemus sylvaticus (European woodmouse)
Lineage: Eukaryota; Metazoa; Chordata; Mammalia; Rodentia; Muridae
Gene: Akap7
Product: A-kinase anchoring protein 7
Exons: 8
Coding region: 24-1187 (387 amino acids)
Cellular component (GO): cytosol
Molecular function (GO): protein kinase A regulatory subunit binding
Source: RefSeq, a predicted model, not a curated record